AUGAAACACGAUUUUUCAUCGCGUCUGAAUUGUUCCAUGGGUGCACGGCUGGAAAACGGUGUUUGGGUGCUAAGAAGAAGUGAGCAUGGAUGCAAAUUGAGUGAUUUGGACAUGUACAACUUGCUUUGUUGUGGGUCUAAUGGUCUGGGACAGCUUGGAAUUGGGACAAGAGACGACGUAGAUGUUCUUGAAAAAGCUUUAUUUGAGGUGGAGACCGGUAGAUCCGAAAAUAUUGGAACCAGACCAAUCAAAAUUGCUUGUGGCGGCAACCAUACGGUGGUUUUAAUGGAGAAUGGCGAUGUUUACGGAGCGGGAGAUAACUCCAGUAACCAAUGUGGACUUGAAGAAGAGCGAGAAUACCUAUUUUUUACGAAAAUAAAGGUUGAAAAUUGCAAAUUUGUGCUGUGUGGGUGGGAAUUCACGGUAUUUGUCACCCAAAAUGACGAUAUUUAUACUUGCGGACGAGGUAAUAAGGGAGAGUUGGGCCGUGGCUCUACUGGGGUGUCUUCAAUUACGAAAAUAGCCAAUAUUACAGGAAUUAUCGACCUUCAAUCGUCCCUCACACAUACGGUAAUUCGGACCUCCAAUAAUGAACUAUACGGAUGGGGAACUUGUCGCCGAGGAGAGCUCGGUGUUGUGGAAGGAGCCAAGUUUCUUUGCGAACCUUCAAAGCUUGAUUUUCCCACAAAAAAUUGGAAAUACUAUGCCCUUGGCAGAAAUCGAACUAUUUUCUGCCAUGAAAAAAUAACCAUGAACCUUGAUAAAGAAGACUUGUUUAGUGAGACUGGUAACUCGCUAGCGAACUCGGUUGUGUCCCUUCGUGCUAUGUGGACUUCGGUACAUGUUUCAACAGGCGACCGGAUCGUAUCCACCGGAAACAAUAGCCAUGGUCAAUUGUGCCCACAACAAAUACCGUUCACCGCCAUGGAAACAGGAAGUGAGCACGGAUUACUAGUCACGAAAAACAACAGGGUUUUGGCGUGGGGUUGGGGAGAACAUGGAAAUUGUGGACACACCGACGACGACUCAGUGGUGUACAAUAUGAAUUGCAUCUACGAGGGCCAGCCUCUAAUGGUCGCUGGAGGCUGUGCUACAAGCUGGGUUGUGGCAAAAAAGAAAGAGUGA
Messenger RNA from Meyerozyma guilliermondii ATCC 6260, 1125 nucleotides. RefSeq names its product Ats1p (gene ATS1). Gene Ontology annotation, molecular function: guanyl-nucleotide exchange factor activity. The transcript has a single exon. Gene Ontology annotation, cellular component: cytoplasm. Bases 1 to 1125 code for a protein of 374 amino acids. Lineage: Eukaryota; Fungi; Ascomycota; Pichiomycetes; Serinales; Debaryomycetaceae. The record is from RefSeq and is a predicted model, not a curated record.